Aphanomyces invadans is the source of this 778-nucleotide messenger RNA. RefSeq lists its product as hypothetical. NCBI's taxonomy places the organism in Eukaryota, Oomycota, Saprolegniomycetes, Saprolegniales, Verrucalvaceae. The record is from RefSeq and is a predicted model, not a curated record. The coding region runs from base 12 to 704 and encodes 230 amino acids. The transcript has 2 exons.
GUGAAAGUAACAUGAGCGAGCACGACGAAGCCACUAGACGCAAAAAGACGGCAUUCCGAUUCUCAGUGUCUGCCGACAUUGACCUCCUUAAGGAGGUAGUGAUGGUGGUCCCAUUUGAUGCAGCCUACGGCCAAACGUCCGCACGAUGGGACGAAGUGUGCGAACACAUGCGUCAACUUCACGGCAACGCCAUGACGUCAGUCUGCUGCAGGAAGAGAUUCGACGAUCUAUUGCCCGCGUUCAAGAAGUCAUCGCUGAAGGCACUGCGUGCGUCUGGUACAGAAGAAGAGUACCUGGAACGUGACCAACUCAUGCAAGACAUCUCAGACAUGAUGGACAUUGCUCUGCUUCGAAAGAAAGCUGCGAAACUAGUACAGGAGAGACGAGAAAGCGAUAGUCAUUUGAUUCGUGAGGCUGCCUUGACCGGCAUGAAGCGUAAGCAAGCAGAGCCCGACGACAAUGCAAGUCAAGAUGAGCAGCCGUUUUGUAAAUCGCUCGACUCGAAGAAGGGUACUCGCAAUGGAGCUCUACGUGAGUCGUCGUCGGUUGUUGCAAAUUUCACAGUCAUGAUGGAAGGAUCGGAUCAAGUCAGAGGAAGUGGCCGUGAGGAAGGAGGAAGUUGCGCUGGAACAACGUGGGCUCGAGUUAGAACAAGCAAAAUAUGCAUUGGACAAAGCAGAGCGCGAAGCACGGUUUGCACUUGAGAAAACAGAACGUGAAACGCAGUUAGAAUUCUUGCAUACCACAAUUGACUUGAUAAGAUCAAUGAGAAACUAGU